AAAAUCUCACAUCACAACAAUAUAAAACUAGAAUUUUCUUUUAUGGUAUUUACUAAAGAUUUUUAUCAUGAAGGACCAUGUCUUUCUGUUCAUCAUUUGGAGCUAUUUUUACCUGGUUUUGCUUUUUCAGACUCUUCCUUCAAGUUCAUUUUGUAGCAGCAGAAAACGCUUGAGAGGUCAAGAGUUUUUACUGAUGUCCAUAAAGGCCUUUCACAGAGCUUGCAGAUUGGCUGUAGAGUGUACAGGUGAUCCAUCUGUUCAAGAGAAUGCCUUUACAGCUCCUAAUUGCCGCACCGAUGACACUCUGGAAAAAUACACUUAUUUUUUGCUGGAUACUUGUGAUAUCAUGUGCAUUCCUAUCAUAACUAAACAUUGUGAAGGCAUUGUAAGUCCAGCUGUAAUGCAGAUAUUUUUCUCUGUUCUCAACUCCCAGUAUGUUCUUGUUCCCAGGAUGAUGGAUCAGUUGUCCACUAAGCUUGCUUCCUCAUCUUUCUUCAGGUUGACUCUACAGCUGAAAGCCAAGUUUUGUACAGGAGACAGGAAUGUCUGCCUGAAUGAAUCUUGUUCAGAAUUCCUUUGGCGUCUAUGUAUGUCACUACUGUCCAAAAUGAAGGUUGCUGUAUGGUUUGAAGAUGAUUUGGGACAAGUGCAGGCCAUAUUGCAAAGGAGCAUUCCUUAUUUGAACUGCUACCUUUCAGACUGUGCUACACUACUCUGUGAGGAUCCAGGAGCAUGCAGUGCAGGAAAUGGGGACCUUAGAAGCAUUCAGUAUUCAUUGCUGAUCUUGUUAUACCUUGCACACUUGAACCAUGAUAUGUUAAUCCAGGAAGAUGCCAUUUUCCCAGCAGUAUGCAACUUACUGUGCUCAAUUAAUGAGCAUGGAGAGAAAAUAUUUACAUUUGCCCUAAAAGCUGCCUUGUACCUGCUGUCUGUGAGCCAAGACAAGUCUACAAACAUGGACUGGGUUUCUUUAAGUAACAUCUGCAAACUUCUGGGAUCAGUCCCCAAUUUUUUGUCAGUAUACACACACCAUCCUCAAGUAUUGAGGUUCUUGUUCCACUACUCAGCACUAACAGAGAAGUUUGGCUUACAUGUAUUGGAACAGUGGCUUGACUGGCCAACAGAAAACACUGGAGGUUAUGGUUGCAGUUAUAGCCUGCCAUUACUUGAAUCAGAAAGUGAACAGAUGGAACUACAUCAGCCUGUAAUUUCUUUAGUAGAAACUAACUCCACUGCUUUGCUUGUUUUAAUGGAAAUUAUCUGCUCUGGUGAAGCCAGGCUUUCCCACAGAGCACUCCUACUGCUUAGCUCUUACUUGCAGAAUAAUCAGAGUCAUGACUUAUCAGUCUUUGAAAUAAUGCGGCCCAAGUUACUUCAAUUUCUGCAACAGUUCAUUAUUGAGAAUGAGACUGAGGCUUUAGAAGGAAAUGAACAUCUACCAUUAAUCCUGCAACUUCUCUGCAUGGUACAGCUAAGCAGUUUAUCAGUAAAAGAAGAGGAUGACACAGAUUUUAAACUUUUGUAUCAUGUGUGUAACUUAACUGGCAAAGUGAAGAAAUCAGAGACAAAAAUACUACAGCCAGCAUUUAACUAUCUCUAUUGCAGCCUGCAUCUUGCCAUACCUUGUUACAAAAACAAAGUGGUGUCCGUACUGCUAUCAAAUAUUAGUCUCUUGAACUUGAUUGAAGCCCUUUCAGAACAUUGUUACCUGGCUCAUACACUCCAAGAAACUCCGGAAGUCUCUCUUUUGUGCUCAACCUGGCUGCUCCUGAGAUCCCUGCUUCAGUCCCUGUUGUCCAACAUACCUGAGAUUCAACAGGUUAUUACACUGGAUUUGGAUAAGCUUCUUGCCUUGAUCACUUUCAGAAGGAAGACCAGUAGUCUGCUUCUAGCAUGUUCACUUCAUCUUCUGCAAACUUUGCUGGACUUGGAGUUAUCUUCUCCCCUAAUUAAAAUCAAACAGUCUGCCCAAACACAGAGCUUCCUGCAAGAUUCAGAUGCUUCACUCUACCCAUUGUGUUCUAGUAGAACUCUACAUCUGCUUGUAGCUUUACAGAAUUUGUUUUUACAGAAGGAGGAGAUUGUACAGUAUGCGUCACUGAGCUGCUUGGAGUCUCUGCUUGGUUAUUUGCAACGGAAGAGCAACAAGACAUGUACCAUGAUAAUAAUUAUCCUUUUUUAUCAAAUAAUCUGGUGUUUUCCUAAAAACAUACAUAACACAUAAAAAUAUAUUGUUUAUGCUGCUUUUAUUGUGAUGUGUGGCUUUUUAAACUAUGGUAACCUACUGUACAAAUCCCUGAAGGUAAUGUAUGAAUGAAGGAUUUUUCCAAUCGUAUUUUUCCAAUUUGUGUUCACAUUUCUGUGUUAUUUUAUCGUUACUUUCAUUUUGAAAUUUUUAUACCUUUAAAUCUUUAUACCUAUGUAAAUGUAUACAGCUGCUUGAAAGACUGCUUGUAUCUUGGGCUCAAUGCAAUCAUGGGCUGAUUUACUGUAAGUACAUCCAUAGAAAUGUGAUGAGAAAGACAGGUGGCGGUAUACUCUUUCGAUACCUUAAUCCACAAUACAAAAUAUUAUUUGUGUUUGUGUUAGCCUGUCUACAGUAUAUAUUUUUCUUAUCUACCUUCACACAUGAAAAGGCCAGAAUGAACUACAAAACGUUUUCAUAUGUAAAGAAAGGAACCAAAAAAAUAAUUCCUUAUCCAUAUAUUUUCAUUUUUUAAACCUAAUUUGUCAAA
Messenger RNA from Erpetoichthys calabaricus (reedfish), 2735 nucleotides. Its product is annotated as meiosis inhibitor protein 1. The coding region runs from base 68 to 2224 and encodes 718 amino acids. The transcript is spliced from 15 exons. The record is from RefSeq and is a predicted model, not a curated record. Gene Ontology annotation, biological process: meiosis I. Lineage: Eukaryota; Metazoa; Chordata; Cladistia; Polypteriformes; Polypteridae.